CAGAUGUGGUUUGUGCCUUGUAGUGUAUGUGUAGGGGGUAAAGUUUUGUGCAGGGGGCGGGGGGCGCGGCCGGGUAGUCCUGUAGCUGAAGCUCCGGGGCAGACCUGGUGGUUUCAGGGUGUCAGGGCUCAGUUGUGGGGGCGCGCAGCAGCAGAGCGCACGGAAGGACCCGGGAGGCAGCAGGCGCUUGGUGGACUUAAACUUCUGGACAAACGUACCUCACCUGCACAGAAAAAAAAACUAUUACUCCCUCUAUCCCUCUAUUUCUUUCUUUGAGUUCCCUCUCGUUUUGGAGGGGGAUAGCGCGUAAAGAAGCUCCCUGCUCUUUAGGAUGCAGCGCGCACAGGACUGCGUUUCCUCCGCUGGGAUGUUUAUUCUCGGGCUGCUGUAUGUGCUCUGGCCGGCGUUAAGUGGAGUUUGGAGUUUUAACUUUUACGCAGAACAUCCAACGGUUUAUAGGGGACCCGAUGGAAGUUAUUUCGGUUACUCUGUGGACUUCUACCAAGCUACCGCCGACAGCAACACGAUCAGUGUGUUGGUGGGGGCUCCCAAAGCGAACACCUCUCAGCCUGGCAUCAUGGAGGCUGGAGCCGUCUAUUAUUGCCCCUGGCCUGGAAAGCCUGAGAGCUGCAGACAGAUUCCUUUUGACAAUUCCAAUAACAGAAUGAUUAAAGUAAAUGGCACCAGGGAGCCUCUGGAGUUUAAGUCGCACCAGUGGUUUGGAGCCUCGGUCAGGACGCACAAAGGAAAAGUGGUGGCCUGUGCGCCGCUGUAUCAUUGGCGGACGGUGAAGGUGAGCGGGGAGAAGGACCCAGUAGGGACCUGCUAUGUUGCCGUCCAGAACUUCAGCGCCUACGCAGAAUACUCGCCCUGCAGGACCAAUGAUCCAGACCCGGAGGGGCAGGGAUUCUGCCAGGCUGGUUUCAGCGUAGAUUUCACUAAGGAAGGACGGCUGGUGGUGGGAGGACCUGGGAGCUUCUACUGGCAAGGUCAGGUGAUGACAGCAGGGAUAGCAGAGAUAUUGAACGGCUACUCUUUAAAGGCGGUGCUGAGGCAGGUUCCAGGAGAGAAACACACCAGAGCUGCUGAAGACACACACGACGACAGCUACCUCGGUUACUCUGUGGCAGUGGGAGAGUUUACAGGAGACUCAGAACAAGAGCUGAUAGCCGGAGUCCCAAGAGGAGCACAGAACUUUGGAUAUGUGGCGAUGAUCAACUCCACCAAUCUGACCUUCAUCCAGAACUUCACUGGGGAGCAGAUGGCGUCUUAUUUUGGCUAUUCAGUUGCUGUUACUGACUUGAAUGGAGACGGGACAGACGAUGUUCUGGUUGGAGCUCCCCUCUUCAUGGAGAGGGAGAUGGAGAGUAAACCCAGGGAGGUGGGGAGAGUUUACCUUUACCUGCAGCUGGCUCCGCUCACUUUUUCCGAACCUGUCGCUCUCACCGGCACCUACACCUUCGGACGCUUCGGCACAGCUAUAGCACCCGUGGGAGACGUCAACCAGGAUGGAUACAAUGACGUGGCAGUGGGCUGUCCGUUCGGAGGCGACGACCGUGGAGGCAGAGUAUUGAUCUUCAACGGUAACAGAGAUGUAUCAGCACAAGGCCUGAUGCUGAGCCAAGAGCUGCGAGCGGCCUCGAGCCCCGGGAGCAGUUUGCCUGGAUUCGGAUUCACUCUGAGAGGAGGCCAAGACGUGGACAACAAUCAGUAUCCUGAUCUGAUAGUGGGGGCGUUCGGUGCUGGAGAGGUGUCAGUGUACAGGGCUCAAGCUGUGGUAUCUGUGGAAGCUUCAAUGAUCCUGACGCCCAGAAUCCUGAACCCCGAAGACCGACAGUGUCACCUGCCUCAGAUGAACACCAUGGUUACCUGCCUGAAGGUGAAUGUGUGUGCGGCGGUGAGCGGCGUGGGGAUUCCCAGCUCUGUAGACCUGAGAGCCGAGCUGCACCUGGAUUGGCUGAAAGGCAGCAGGGGCGGGGUUAAACGAGUCCUCUUCCUGGACACCCAGCAGCCUCAGCACACCGGACUCCUUAGGCUGGGCCACAACCGUCCACGUGCAUGUCUGAGCUACAUGAUUUAUCUGAAAGAGGACGAUGAGUUCAGGGACAAGCUGACCCCCAUCUCUCUGGCUCUGAACUACAGUCUGGCUCCUCCUCCUCAGGACCAAAACCUCCCACCUGUCCUCAACCACUACAGCAGCACCUUCCUCCAAGAGCAUGCUUAUAUUCUACUGGACUGCGGUGACGACAAUAUUUGCAUCCCCGACCUCCAGCUCUCUGCCAGCAUGGACAGAACCGAGCUGGUGAUCGGAGAUGACAAUCUGGUGAUGUUGACCAUCACCGCGGUGAACCGAGGAGAGGGAGCCUACGAGACGGAGCUCCACGCUCUGAUACCCCCGGAGGCCGACUACAUCGGAGUCCAGCGCAGGGUGGAGUCUCUCUCGGAGCUAAAUUGCGAGUACAAGAUGAUCAAUGAGUCCAGGAUGGUGGUGUGUGACCUCGGGAACCCGAUGGUGGCCGGGACAGAGCUGGCUGUUGGUUUGAGGUUUUCAGUCCAAAGGCUGAAGGAUUCUGGGCCAAAAAUCAGCUUCGAGCUGCAGAUCCACAGCUCCAACAAAGAUAACCCCGACAGCAACCUUGUCAGUCUGAAUUUGUCCAUCGUUGCCCAGGCUCGACUUGAUUUACGUGGGGUGUCUCAUCCCUCUCAGGUGGUGCUGCCAUUCCCAAACUGGGAACCUAAAGAGAAGCCUGUCAAAGAGGACGAAGUCGGACCACAAGUUACACACAUCUAUGAGCUCCAUAACUCCGGUCCCAGCAGUAUUGGGGAGGCUGAGCUUCAGGUCGGCUGGCCGUCUCGUUUCCGUGACGAGAACCUGCUGUAUGCCAUGGAUAUCCAAACUGACGGACCAAUUAGCUGUCGGACAAACACCAGCCUUAACCCGCAUGGCCUUCAGAUCUCCAACGUCCAGGACACACCGGAACUCCUUGGUUUCUUGAGGAACAUCAGCGCUCCUCCUCACCGCCACAAGCGAUCCGUCAGCACCGCCCAGAGUUACAGCAGCAAAACCCUGAAUUGCACCAACAUCUCCUGUCUGAAGAUCAUGUGUGUGGUUGGGCGGCUGGAUCGAGGGCAGAGCGCUGUGGUUAAGAUCCGGUCCAGACUCUGGGCACAUACUUUCCUGCAGAGGCGAAAUGACCCCUACAUUCUAAACUCCACUGUGUCCUUCAUGGUGCUGUCCAUGCCUUAUCGCAUCCAACCCGCCACCCUGCCUCAUCACAAAACCUCGAUGGGGACCCUGGUGUUAUGGGGGACUCCUGAUGUGUCCUUCGCGGUUCCUCUUUGGGUCAUCAUCCUGGCCAUCCUGCUGGGGCUGCUGGUGCUCGCCAUGCUAACGUUAGCCAUGUGGAAGUGUGGCUUCUUCGACCGGGCGAGGCCGCCAGCAGACGAUGACAUCUCCGACCAGGAGCAGCUAACGUCUGAUCAAACAGGAGACGCCUAAAUGACAGCUCCUGAUUGGAGGACUGCGGUUUUGGGAGGGACGUGCACCUUCUGAGUACCUUUAAUCAGAUCUGUGAUCUGUAUUAGCUCCUUGGCUGGAGGCCUAAUGCCCACUUGUUAAUGAAAGUGACUGACAGGACGAGCUGAAGGCAGCAGCGCCACACAGACUGCAACCAAAGAACAGCGUCCAAAGCAGACAGAGCGGGGCCAACACACUUAACAGGCUCAAUCACACACACAUGUCCGUUGUUUAUCCGUUGUGAUGAAGCACCAGAAGUGAAGACAGAACUUUGUUGUGAAGACAAUGCUUUAAAUGUUUUUGUGUGUCUUUGUUCGUGAGGCACAAAGAGACUUGAGAUCAAUGCACAAGUGCUUUUGUGUGAGUGUGUGUGUGCAGGUACUGUAUAUAUGUAUGUGUUUAUUUCGGUGCCACUUGUGUCGCCCUUCAUGCAGUUAUAGAAUUAUUUCACCACCACCAGGUUUAAUUUAUCCCACUGAGCUGUAUAUCAUUCACACACACACACACACACACACACACACACACACACACACACACACACACACACAUGGGUUGCAGCCACGCGCUUAAACAAAAAGGCACAAAGUGUAGUGAAGUGUAUAUUUAUGAAUGUAUGUGCAAUACUGGGGCAUUGCGUGAUACUGAGGCUUGUUUACACUGGCAUUAUUUUAUUGGGGCUUAAUGUUUUCAUUGUUUGUGUAUAUAUGUGAGUGACUAAUUAGUAUAUUAGGCAUUAAUAUUUGCAAGCAACAAAGCAUUUCUGUCCACUGAUUUAAGGCACCACAUAGCAUUUAAAAACGUGAGGAGACAAAUAACAAGUAAAUUAUUAUUGUCUUAUAGUGACUAUAGAGUUUUAUCUGUGUGGAAACAGACCGUAACUUCACAGCUCUGCCCCGCUAGGUAAAGCUUUGCAUGGAUGUCUUUUCCAACACUGAUAAGGCUUCAGAAAGUAGCUGCAAAGAUAAUCAGUCCAUCACUUUGUAGACAGUCUGAGACUGUGUACAUUACUGCACAUACUGUAUGGCAUUUAACAGUGAGAUUCAUGUUUGUCUGUUGUUUAUCUGUUAUGGAUGCAUCACACAGGCAGGCAGAACAAAGCGGUCAAAGCAUCAGCAGUACCCUGAGUUUAAAACUAAAUCUUACUGUGUUAUGUUGGAGUCGUUUCUUUCGGUUUUGUAUCAUGAGUGAAGUUUUAUCGGAAUAAAGUGCUGUUUGACUAAUGA
Acanthochromis polyacanthus (spiny chromis) is the source of this 4740-nucleotide messenger RNA. It is a transcript of the gene itga8, whose product is annotated as integrin, alpha 8. The record is from RefSeq and is a predicted model, not a curated record. Bases 332 to 3499 code for a protein of 1055 amino acids. Gene Ontology annotation, biological process: cell-matrix adhesion; cell-cell adhesion; cell adhesion mediated by integrin. Gene Ontology annotation, molecular function: integrin binding. The transcript has 30 exons. Lineage: Eukaryota; Metazoa; Chordata; Actinopteri; Pomacentridae. Gene Ontology annotation, cellular component: integrin complex; external side of plasma membrane.